Molecule: messenger RNA, 208 nt
Organism: Paramecium sonneborni
Lineage: Eukaryota; Ciliophora; Oligohymenophorea; Peniculida; Parameciidae
Source: the annotation of a GenBank genome assembly
UAUGCAAGUUGUUGAUCGAAAAUUUAAUACUGAACAAAUCAUAAGCAUCUUUUAAAGUUUAAAUUAUAAUCAUGAAGAAUUCAUUAUAAUUGGUAAAUAUUAGNGAUUAAAUAGUUGCCUACAUGUCUAAGAUCUUCUGUAUAGUUGUGUAUUUACGCUCAUGUUAUUGAAAAGAUCAAGUUUUUACAAGAUAAAGAUAUAGAAUUAA